AAACACAAGCGUCUUUCAUGUAACAGUUGUCACAAGGAAGAUUAUCUUCGCUUUUUCGACAGUAGCAUUUAUAACCGGUUCCGAGACACAUUGCUGAAUUUUUUUCUUUUUUGUGCUGUUUUUAGCCCGCUGCUUCAUGGUGAUCUCCACAAUGAUUCUCUAUGUCACUUGUACAUUUGAAGAGCGCUCAGUUCAAAGUGUAUUGCAGAGAUCAGUCUAUAUGUAACAGACCAGUUAUCAAACGAGCUACUGACAGAAUAAAUCCAGGGUAGCACAGCGUUUCUGUUGUCCCCUCACGAGUGUAAAAACGCGUGAUUCCGAUGCUUUUAUUUAAAACAUUUUAAGCAAAAAGGGGAAACAGAAGUGAAACGGCACUUGUGAGAAUUUCAGCACUAAGAGAAGUGAUAGAGGUAGACGUAACUAUGAGGAAGUGGUGGGCAGUGCUCAGUUCUUCAUGCGCAAUCUAACCGUGUUAGAAGAGUACAGCUUUUAGGGGCUCUAAGACACUGCAUGUGCUUGUAUUUUAGAGCAGUGGUUCUCUAUCUUGAUCCUGGUGUUUUUGCAGUUUUUUGUUUUCACUUUAAAAUCAGACUCAAGAAACCAGGUGAUUGUGCUUUAAUUGAUCACAAUUAACUCACCCCACCUGAUUUCUUGACAACUAAUCAGUUGCUUUAUUUGAUCAGUUAAGUGCUGAGCAAAAAUGGAAACCAGUAGACACUACAGCUUGCCAGGGUCUAAGUUGAGAACCACUGUUUCAGAGGACGUGCAUGCGACUUUGCAUCCUCCCAAGUCUAUAGAGGACAUUGUAGGAGUGGGACAGGCCUAAAAUGACAAUUGGCCAUUCCCUAUUGAGGGAUACUCAAGACGGAAAUGAAAAGAAUAGACCUUUUCAUGCGUUGGAUCUCUUGUCUCCUUUUCCCAGACAAGGCCCGAGCCGGUUGGUGCUCAGUGUGGGAUUGUGAAUCUGCCAAACUCUCCACCCAGGGAAAGAUGUGGUGGUUCCAGCAGGGCAUGUGUGCGCUUCCUGCGGCUCUGGUCAUUUGGACCUCGGCAACUUUCGUCUUUGCUUACAUUACAGCGGUGUUGCUCAGGCACGUGGACCCGGUGGUCCCCUACAUCAGUGACACUGGAACGGUCGCUCCUGAGCGGUGUGUCUUUGGGAUCAUGCUCGACAUAUCCUCUUUCUUAGGAAUUGCAACCACGUACGUGCGGUACAAGCAGGUCCAGGCCCUGACGGCCCCGGAGGAGACCAGACUCCACUGGCUCAACGUCAUCGGCCUGGGUCUGGGCUGGCUGAGCUCCUUCGGGAUGUGCGUUGUGGCUAACUUCCAGAAAACCACCUUCUUCUCCAUGCACCUGGUGGGGGCGGUGCUCACCUUCGGCGUGGGGGCGGUGUACAUUCUCGUGCAGACGCUGGUGUCUUAUCGCAUGCAGCCUCACGUCCACGGGAAGGGCAUCUUCUGGGCACGGCUGGGGGUGGGGCUCUGGAGCUCUGCCAGCGCCGUCAGCAUGUUCGUGUCCUCCGUGAUCAUGUACAGCAGUCUCCCCGGGGUGGAUGUGGAAAAGAAGCUGCACUGGAUCCCAGGGGAAACCGGCUACACCGCCCAUAUCGUCAGCACCAUAUCGGAGUGGUCACUAGCCCUCUCCUUUGUCAGCUUCUUCCUGACCUACAUCCGUGACUUUCAGAAAAUUACGCUGCGCGCAGAGGCGAGCUUGCAGAGCACCCACUUGUACGACUCGCCGCACUACGUGAGGUUGCCCGUCAACCACGGAGAAACCUCUCCACUCUUGGGCGGCAGCACCUGACCAGGGGGCGACCGCGGAGGUUCGGGUGCAGUUUCCCCCUGACGUUGUCGGCAACACCUGAGCACGCUGCGCCCAAACCGCUCACCUUCCUGACGACAUCGAGGAAGAGCAAGUCGGUAGAGAGAACGUCUGCUGCACCGGACCUACGCUGUCCUGUUUGGACAGAAAAUGGAAAAAUUUUCCACUGGAGAGAACUGCACUUAUAGUGAAUGUACCCUGUACCCACACAGGGCUGUCACUGAAGACCUUUAUACUCUUUCUAAUACAACAUGCUGUGGGAUAUUAAGCAUAAUUAAUCUCUGAUUCAUGGAGUCACAGCCACUAAUUCCUGUAAUCAUCACUAUUCUGCAUUUUUUUUUUUUUUAACAGCUUUUAGUAACCGUUUGUGAAUGGUAUGUGACAAGAAGCAGAUUUUUUAGUCGAAUUCAUAUUUCAAAGUCAUUCCCACAAAUCAAAUCAAAACAAACGGGAAAAUAGCAUGUGAUCAUUAGCUUCUGCUCUACUGGGACUAGAUUAUUGCUACAGCACUGCGGAGGGACGCGUUUAUUAAUUAUUUCCUCGCAAAAGCACCUUCUCGUUUUGUACAUGGUACUUUUACAGAGCUGGACAUUUACUUGCUUAAGGGGGACAUUACAAGGUCAUGUAUAUUGAGCGCUUGUGACAUCACAGAAGCAUGUAGGUUGCAGUUUUGAUUUUGCCUCUAAACCACAGUGCCGGAGUCUUUGUGAAGGCCUUUCUGCAGUGACACUGCGCAGGCUACACCAGCGUCUGCCUAAAGGUGUCCUCAGAGCUCAUUGCUUUGUCAUAUCGGUCCUCGUGACCCUUUAAAAUGCCCCUGCCGCAGUAGCAGAUGCCUGACCUUAGCAUCUGAGAGGGAGACCGCGUUGUGAUCCAGAGCUUAGAGCUGCUUAUUAAACUAUUAACUAAAUUGAGCAGAGCUUUAAUUGGAUGGUGCAAAUCGCCCACCUUAUAUACUCAUUUAUUUUAACAAAUUUUCAUUUUGGAAGAAAAUCGAAACUUAUUUUCUUCUGUUGCUCAUGCCUAUUCACAUUGUGUUGCAUUACAGUUAACCAGUCUCUAGAGGGCGCCAGUCUAGCCUAAAUGUCUCAAGAAGGUGAAAUGUAGCAGUUCCGGGAGAAUUUAAGCGGGGAAUUGUGAGAAUUCAUAGGGGUCUCUGAACGACAGUAGCACCAUCAAAAUAACACAGGAAAAGCAUCAUUUUCCUGAUAUUACAGAAUAUAUGAAUAUAUUGUGAUUUAAACAAUUUAUGAGCUGAUGUUGGUAUCCUGUUUAUUUACAGACAUUAAUCAUAGCAACAUAUAUGUUGUUUCUGUCUAUAGUCCUUUUGGGUUGCUGGCCUUGGUUUCUUAUGGGGUUCUCUACAGUAACUACCUAUUUAAGAUGAGAUGCGUAACUGACCGUGUGAGGAUAAGAAUAUGCUGUAAUUCUAGGGUGCCAAAAGUGUACUGAGGCACAGAGCUGUAUGAAUGUUUAGUUGUCAUGAAAGUGCAGGCGUUCUGAAAUUUGUGGUUGAUUAUGUUAGUUACAAGUUUUACAGAACACCUGCUUGAAAGGAUCUUUUAUACGAGUCAAAUGAAUAUGUUGAGCAUAAGCGUUAUGCGAAGAAAUGUAUCAUUUCUCUAUACUUUUCAUAUUGAACGUAAAGCACGAAUGUGCUGUGGACGUAAGUGUGGCCAGUGCAUGGGGGAAAGGGAAGUGACUAUCUCGAGUGUUUCCAUGCUGUGUCUUGUGCUGAACUGAACUGAACGUAAGCCCAUUAUUUCUGCUAACGCAGCGGGUCCUGGCUUGCUAUUACCUCAGUCUGCCCUCCGGUUCCUGCCCACAUUAUUAGU
This is a messenger RNA of Anguilla rostrata (American eel), 3659 nucleotides long. RefSeq names its product DNA-damage regulated autophagy modulator 2b (gene dram2b). The record is from RefSeq and is a predicted model, not a curated record. Gene Ontology annotation, cellular component: lysosome. Gene Ontology annotation, biological process: regulation of autophagy; photoreceptor cell maintenance. Bases 871 to 1806 code for a protein of 311 amino acids. The transcript has 7 exons. NCBI's taxonomy places the organism in Eukaryota, Metazoa, Chordata, Actinopteri, Anguilliformes, Anguillidae.